Chanos chanos (milkfish) is the source of this 411-nucleotide messenger RNA. Its product is annotated as C-type lectin domain family 4 member E-like. NCBI's taxonomy places the organism in Eukaryota, Metazoa, Chordata, Actinopteri, Gonorynchiformes, Chanidae. The record is from RefSeq and is a predicted model, not a curated record. The coding region runs from base 1 to 411 and encodes 136 amino acids. The transcript has 4 exons.
AUGGUUACACAUGGUAAUCAUCUCCAGCAGGGGUGGGUGAUCUAUAACUCCAGCCUGUACUACAUUUCCAAUUAUCAGAAGACCUGGUCUGGGAGCAGACAGGACUGCAGAGACAGAGGAGCAGACCUGGUGAUCAUAAACAGCAAAGAGGAACAGGAAUUUAUUAAAGGUCUCAGUGGGAAGAAGAAAGCUUUCAUUGGUCUGACUGAAGAUGUCACAGAGGGGAAGUGGAACUGGGUGGAUGGCACAGCACUGACCACUGGGUACUGGGACGGAGGCCAGCCUGAUAAAGGACGUGAUGAAAACUGUGUUACUAUUCAACAUCAAUGUUCUUGUGACCGUUUGGAAACCUGGCAUGAUGUUCCAUGUUCUGUUGAGUAUAAUUUUAUCUGUGAGAAAGCUGUACAAUGA